This is a messenger RNA of Dibothriocephalus latus, 279 nucleotides long. Lineage: Eukaryota; Metazoa; Platyhelminthes; Cestoda; Diphyllobothriidea; Diphyllobothriidae. The record is from the annotation of a GenBank genome assembly.
AUGAGGAUUUCAGGCGAAUUGGCCUCACGGAACUUCCAUCUCCUCGUCUAUUAUCCCCAACACCGAGAACAACAUGUGAAACUCCAGAACGUGGAGUGGAUGAAGCCGGACACUUUCUCUUCAGCCCUCAAAUGCAUCCGCAGCACGGGUCUGCGCCUGAGCAACGCAGAGAAGAACGUCGGUGUGCGCAAGUACGCCUUUACUCGCCUCCAACUGCUGUCCUUCCCUCGCCUCUACCGACCGCCCGUCGGAACAUACUCUCUCUACGCUGCAACUUAA